AUGAAGCAGAGCCCAGCUACCGGGCCCACCGAGGAGUCCUUUCCCGAACCGUCACCUUCGCCAACACCCACAAAUCAGCCGCUGUCGCUCGAACCCACAAGCGUAGAGCCGAGCUCGUCCCCUACCCGCGCCCCGGCCACUACCCCUGGCCCGUUCCUGCCGACGGCAAAACCCACCGCGCGUGCGGUAGCCCCGAGUAGUCACCCGACGACAGCGGUCCCUCUUGCGUGCCCCGAACCUUCGAAGACUACACCGGCACCGACGCCGUUGCCGGAGGUAGUUUCUACCCCGCCAAAUGUUGACCGUACCCUCGGACCGACUGCAAUGGAGGCCACCGCUGCGCCCACAGCUGGAGGAGAGGGUAGCGCCCAACCUGUCGUUUAUCGGAACGUCGGGCCCACCCUGACUCCAGCACCGGCGUCUGAAGCACCGACGUGCGCCCCAACCCCUGGGCCCAACGCAGAAAGCGCUGUGGAGCUUACGCUUAGUCCAACCCCCCCAUUCGCGCCAACCCCGCCACCGACAACUAUGUCCCCGGCUGGGACAGGAGCACCCGCGGUGAAUGUAAUGGUCGAUAACUUAACGGGAGUUGGGUAG
Molecule: messenger RNA, 597 nt
Organism: Ectocarpus siliculosus
Lineage: Eukaryota; Phaeophyceae; Ectocarpales; Ectocarpaceae
Source: the annotation of a GenBank genome assembly